AUGGAAGGACUCUCGAUCUCUGCGAUGAGCGUCGGUCGCCGGGCCCUCUCGUCCCAAGGGCCCGCCCUCGCACGGAGGUAUCAAGGCGCUCCGCUCAAGACCAAGCCAGGCUCACUGGACCGUAGCAACUCGUUGCGUUCGAGCCGCCAGCUCGAAGCUUCCAAGUACAAGCUUGCGGAAGGCUGCUGCCUGAGCGAUGACAACAACGAGGCCGACGAGCACAAGUACCCUGAGCCGACGCGCAUGUACCGACCGAAAGAGUGGACGCCCGAGGUCGAGGAAGCGUUUCGCAUCCAGCAGACAGGGUGGCGGGACAUUAGCGACUACCGGGCCAAGUACGGCGAGCCCGAGCGCUGGGAAAACGGCUUCAUUCGGUGUACGCGCGUCAAGGCGAGUGGCUACUACACCUACUGGCGCCAGUUUCGCGAGUGCGACGACAAGUACCUCAACAAGGUCAAGGUGUACGAGUACAACUAGCUUUGCCUUGUGUAUAAAAUGCUUUAUUCCUC
Saprolegnia parasitica CBS 223.65 is the source of this 509-nucleotide messenger RNA. RefSeq lists its product as hypothetical. The record is from RefSeq and is a predicted model, not a curated record. The transcript is spliced from 3 exons. Gene Ontology annotation, cellular component: nucleus. NCBI's taxonomy places the organism in Eukaryota, Oomycota, Saprolegniomycetes, Saprolegniales, Saprolegniaceae. The coding region runs from base 1 to 477 and encodes 158 amino acids.